Frankliniella occidentalis (western flower thrips) is the source of this 1529-nucleotide messenger RNA. RefSeq lists its product as uncharacterized. Lineage: Eukaryota; Metazoa; Arthropoda; Insecta; Thysanoptera; Thripidae. The coding region runs from base 398 to 1489 and encodes 363 amino acids. The transcript is spliced from 9 exons. The record is from RefSeq and is a predicted model, not a curated record.
CAGCGACGGUCUCCGCCCGGUAGUGAGCGUCACGGGAACGGUGCGCCAGUGCAGCCGUAUGGGUCAAUCAUUCAUGGACUCGACGCCGUCGUGCGUGCGCCCCGAGCGUCCCCUCGGGGCUCCAGCGGGCCCCCGCCGCUUCCUCGACCACACACCCUCAAUAUUCACACUCGUGUGUGGCACGCGAGUUUUGUCUUCCUCCCCCUUAGCCAUUCAUGAGGGAGGUGGGGCGGGUCCGGGUCGACGCUGAAACUUGCGCCGAGUCGCGCCCGCGGAGCCAAACUCCCCGCAGAGCGCUGCUCAGCAGCACUUUUGGCCGCUGACCAAGGAGGCGGGCACGGACCAAGACCUACGGCGCCGCCAGGAGGGUGGACCCGGGGUAAAAAUUCGGGGGGCCAUGAAGUCGAAGCCUCUCACCACGUUCAUCCUCUCGCUGCUGGACGACAUCUCCCCCGGCAAGAACGACACGCACUGGAGGCGUCUCAAGUUUUCCCUACGCGGCAACUGGGUGUCGCUGGUCGCGAGCGUGAUCACGCUCUUCCUGGAGCUGAGCGCGGUGACUGUCCCGGGCUCCAUCCCGCACGACCAGGUGCCGGUGCACGUCUCCCUCCUCCUGGGCGUGUACUCGUGCAUUUUCGCCCAGGUGUACCUCGUGCGACGGGUCCACCUGCUGCAGAGGUGCCUGGCCCUCAUCGCGUCGGCCGCCUCCCGGGUGGAGGAGCACGUCGACGCCGAGUCGCAGCGGGCCAUGUUGCGCACAGUGCGGCGCGGGCCGCGCAUGAGACGCUUCUUCAACAUGUGCGGCGCGGCGACCGAGGUGCUCGUCGUGUUCUCCCUGUUCAGCACGCCGCCGCGGUGGGGCGAGUCCCAGGACAGAGUGUGGCUGCACUACGCCAUCCUGCUGAUGGAGACGUACGCCACGUCAUGCUGUCUCAACGCGUUCUACACCGUCAUCGUGUACCUGCUCAACGUGUGCAGAGCCUGCGCCGACCUGCACGUCGCCCUGGCGCGGCGGCUGGAGACGGGCCACGCCACAUCGACGUGCGCGUCCGUCCAGGGCGUCGUCCUCAACGCCACCUUGGUGCUCAACGCGGCCACGAGCGACCUGCUGCCCCACUUGCUGUUUGGGGUGGUCGGCGUGCCCCUCAUCAGUACUGUCGAGGUGGUGUCUAGCGGCAACCUUCAAGACAUCUACGCGGUGGGCACCGCCCCGCUUCUGCUCACCCUCUUCGUGCCCAUCUGCUUGACGGGCGAGCGGCUCGGCGAGGCGAGGCGCGAGGUCGCUUUCAGGGCGGCCCUGGGUCCAUGGCUCGAGGAGCUUCCCGUCGUACGGAGGCUACGUCUGGGCAUCCUGGUGGCUGCCGAAGGACGCGGUGCACAGCUCAGGGGCAGCGGCAUCGGCCUCCUGGACAAACCCGCCUGCCUCCAGGCACUCAAGUCGUGGUUCAGCUUUGUGCAGAUGAUGUUGAACUUAAGGGACAAGGCGUAAAACAAGGAUUCAAGUUCAAUAUAGAGUGCUUCGCGCGGUA